AUGACUAGUUUAUUUUCAUCAAGUGUUUCAAUUGAUGAAGCUUUUUCAAAAUUACCAUUAAAUGAUGAUGUUACUGUAAGUGUACCAUUACAAAAUACUAAAACAGAUGAAUUUUCAUCUAUUUAUAGAAAUAAAGUUAUUGGUUCUCGGUCUGAUUUAUUACUAUGCGUUCAUCCGUCAUUAGAUACUCAUCAAAAAUUAAUUAAUUUUGCAUGUAAAAAAUUUGCAAAUCGUCCUUGUUUAGGUUAUAGACCGUAUAAUUAUGAUCAAUUAAGUUCGGAAAAUUAUUACAAAUCAUUUAAUUACAAUGAUGUUUAUAAUCGGAAAAAUGCGAUUGGAUCGGGUAUUUUAAAACAUUUAAUUAAUAAUCCGUAUUUGGAUUUAAAUUUAAUUUCACAUCAAAAAGUUAAAAAUCAUCUUAAAAAUUGGUCAAAUUAUGGGAUUCCAAAACUGUGUAGAUCAAAUAUUGAUUAUGAAAUCGAAAAAAAUUGUUCAUUUAUAUUAUCAAUUUACUCAACAAAUAGAUUAGAAUGGUUACUUGUUGAUAUUGCAUGUCUGUCUUAUUCAAUUACAAAUACUGCAUUAUAUGAGACUCUAGGUCCUGAUGUUUCUCAAUAUAUUUUAAAUUUAACUGAAUGUCCAAUUGUGGUAACUACAAAUGAUAAAGUUGAAAAAGUGAUCGAUUUAAAAAGAAGAUAUCCUAAUGAAUUAAAUAAUUUAAUUUCAGUAGUUUCAAUGGAUCCAAUAUCUUUAAUUCCAAAACAAGUAAUUGACCAAGCUAAAGAUUUAAAAUUAGUAGUUACUGAUUUAUUUGAAAUUGAAAAAAUUGGCCAUGCAAAUUUAAUGGAUCAAUUACCACCUAAUAAAGAAGCAAUUUUUACAAUUAGUUUUACUUCAGGUACUACUGGAUCAAGACCAAAGGGAGUUAUGAUUUCUCAAGGUCAAGCUUGUGCUUAUGUUUCUUUUUUAUUAUGUAUUGAACCACAAGCUAAAUUGAAUGAUAUUGCUUAUAUUUAUUUACCGUUGACUCAUUUAUAUGAACGACAAACUUCAAUGUUUGCAUUUCUGACUGGUUAUCAUUUAUGUUUUCCUCAAAUUACAAUUGGUCAAUCAAAUAAUAAUAAUUUUGAGUUAAUGAUUAAUGACUUAAAAAUUUUAAGACCAACUUAUAUGUCAAUUGUACCUAGAUUAUUAACAAAAUUGGAAUCUCAUAUAAAGAAUAAAAUUAAAGAAUUAUCAUCAAAUGAAGCUACUCGAGUCAAUGAAAUAAUUGAAUAUAAAAUAAAUCAACAUUCGAAAUAUGAUGGAAAUGAUGGUUUUAAUAAUAAUUAUGAUAAUUAUCAACCAUAUAAAACAUUACGUGAAUCUAUUGGAUUUGAUAAUAUGAAAUGGGUUCAAUCUGCAUCUGCACCUAUUUCUCCAAAUACUAUAAUUUAUUUAAAAGCCAGUUUAAAUAUGGGUUUACGUCAGUUAUAUGGAUUAACUGAAUCAGGUGCUGCUAUUACUUCUUCUGUUGAAUAUGAAGCUAAACCAGGUACAAAUGGUUCAAUUGCACCAACUGGUGAAUUUAAAUUAAGAAAUGUUAAAGAUAUGGGAUAUUGUUAUAAUAAUUUACAAGGUGAACUUAUGUUACGUGGACCUCAAAUGUUUAAAGGAUAUUAUUAUAAUCAAGAAGAGACAUUGAAAGCAGUUACAGAAGAUGGUUGGUUUCAUUCUGGUGAUAUAGCAACAAUUGAUAAAGAAACAGGUAGAAUUUCGAUAAUUGAUAGAGUUAAGAACUUUUUUAAAAUGUCACAAGGUGAAUAUGUAAGUCCAGAAAAGAUUGAAAAUUGUUAUGUUUCAUCAAAUCCUCAAAUUACGCAAUUGUUCGUCUAUGGAAAUUCCCUUAAAUCUUAUUUGAUAGGUAUAGUUGGAAUUGAAUUUGAGAAAGGACUUAAGUGGCUAAAUGAAGAAAUUGGUAUAAAUAAAUUAGAUAUGACGGAGCAUGAAUUGUUGUCCACCAUGAAUCAAAAAGAUGUUAAAUUGAAAUUUUUAAAAUUGUUGAAUUCAAAUGUUAGAGAUAAAUUAAAUGGAUUCGAAAUUUUACAUAAUAUUCAUAUUGAAAUUAAUCCACUAACUGUUGAAAGAGAAGUUGUUACACCUACUUUUAAAUUAAGAAGACCAAUUGCUUCUAAAUUUUUUGCUAACAUUUUGAAUAAAUUAUAUGAAUUUGAAGAAUCAUUAAUUAAUGAAACUAAAUUAAUUGCAUCAAAAUUGUAA
This is a messenger RNA of Insectozyma verbasci, 2259 nucleotides long. NCBI's taxonomy places the organism in Eukaryota, Fungi, Ascomycota, Pichiomycetes, Serinales, Debaryomycetaceae. The record is from the annotation of a GenBank genome assembly.